CUCGACUAAAGCUGCUAGUCACUGUUGUUGUCCAUUUCACACAGUUCCAUUUCAGCACCUCACAGUGAAAGAUGCCAUCAAACAAGGAGUACAUUUUCUAUGGUGGUCAGCUGAGAUCCAACAUUCAUUGCGGUCAUUCCUCCCUCGGAGCAUUGAUCAUCCAACGUUUGAAAGAACAUGGACACGAUGUGGCUUUCAUUGAUGCAUUAUCCGGCCGAACGUUCACCUACCAGCAAGUGCUGGACAAGGCGUUAAGGGUUUCCGAUAAGUUGAAGCAAUAUGGAAUCAACAGAAGGUCCAUCAUUGCCAUUAUGAGCGAGAAUCGUCUCGAAUACCCUAUCGUCGCAUUUGCUGCCAUAUUUUUGGGAGCCAUAAUCAUGCCGCUAAAUCCAAACUAUACUCCGACGGAGCUCCAGCAUGUUCUGAAACUGACAAAUCCUGAAAUAAUCUUCGCAUCCCGCUCAGCUUUAGGCACACUUCGGAAGAUCAAAUCACAAUAUCCGUUUAUUAAGCUACUGAUUUCGCUUGAUGACACCAGCUCCGAUUCCGAGGGGAUAAAACCCUUCCACGACUUUCAGAAGCAUUCCACUAGUUCGUUGAUCACUCCCGAGCCGGUGAUCCUUAAGAACGACGUCACCUUGAUGGUGCUCUCAUCCGGAACCACUGGGCUACCGAAGGCCGUCCAGUUAACUCACUUCAACGUUAUGACCGUGGUGGCCUACAUGCGUGAAGAUCCCCGCUACACCGAUUUACCGGUUUCGAUUCGGCUGCUAGGCCUCCUUCCGUUCUAUCACGUCUACGGAUUCAUGCUAAUGUUAAACGUGUGCUGUAAUCGCUACUCGAUGGUGGUACUUCCUCGCUUUGAACCGGAAUUGUUCUUGCGAAGCAUCCAAGACCACCGGGUUACGAUGGCCAACCUGGUACCACCAUUGGUAGUCUUCCUGGCCAAACAUCCAGCUGUUGAUCGGUACGAUAUGAGUUCGCUACGAGCGGUACUUUGCGGAGCAGCACCGCUUAGUAGGGACAUCGAGUUACAAGUGAUUCGUAGACUACCUCACAUUAAGACAAUCCGUGUCGCGUACGGGAUGAGUGAGGCGUCCUUAGGAGUGAUAUCAAAGGUCAACGAUAAAAUCGGAACCGUGGGGCGGGUUCAUAAAACUAGCUGGGUGAAGGUUGUUGACACUCAGAGCGGUCAAAUCCUAGGGCCUUAUCAGAUCGGUGAAAUCUGUAUAAAGGGUCCAUUGGUUAUGAAAGGGUAUUUUAGAAACAAACAAGCUACACAGGAGACAAUCGAUGCUGAGGGCUGGUUACACAGUGGAGAUACCGGAUACUUUGAUGACGAAGGUGACUUCUUCAUCGUUGAUAGGAUCAAGGAUUUGAUCAAGUAUAAAGGUUUCCAGGUGGCACCGGCUGAAGUGGAAGACGUUCUGCUGAGUCACCCGAAGGUGCGAGAUGCAGCCGUGGUAGGUAUUCCUAGGGAGGAUAGUGGAGAACUGCCAACCGCGUUCGUAGUUCUACAGGAUGGAGAAAAGUUUUCUGAAAUCGAAAUCCAAGAACAUGUAGCUUCCAAGUUGUCACCACAAAAGCACCUCCGAGGGGGUGUAUACUUCGUAGAAGAGAUACCGAAGACUGGAAGCGGUAAGAUACUUCGCCGUGAGCUACGGGAUCGCCUUUCUGGGAACGCAAAAUCGAAACUGUGAACGAUUAUG
Ochlerotatus camptorhynchus is the source of this 1709-nucleotide messenger RNA. RefSeq lists its product as uncharacterized. The coding region runs from base 72 to 1700 and encodes 542 amino acids. The record is from RefSeq and is a predicted model, not a curated record. Gene Ontology annotation, molecular function: long-chain fatty acid-CoA ligase activity. Gene Ontology annotation, biological process: fatty-acyl-CoA biosynthetic process; long-chain fatty acid metabolic process. NCBI's taxonomy places the organism in Eukaryota, Metazoa, Arthropoda, Insecta, Diptera, Culicidae. The transcript is spliced from 2 exons.